AUGAGCUUCUCGCUCACGUUCACGGAGCUGGCCAACAUCGCCAUCCCGCAGUACGGGGUGGUCAACUUCAAGGCGCUGCACCUGCUGCUGCAGGGCAUGCUGGAGCACAUCCACAUGGGCGAGCUCAAGAAGGUCCUCUCGGGGGACGAGGACUUCCUCCAGACCUCGCAGGUCCUGACGGUGCCCAGGGAAGGGGACGCCCAGCCCAUCCUCAACCCCAUGAAAAGGCUCAGCAACGUCUUCGACCACGUGGUGAGCCGUGUGGACAGGAUGGAGACCCAGCUGGCCGCCCUGCAGGACCUGCCCACCACCUCCCAGCUGCUGGAGGCCAGCCAGGGGACCAGCCGGCCCGCCCAGGAGCUGUGGCAUCUCAUCAAGCUCCGGAAGAUGGUGGAGGGCAAUGAGGAAGCCACGGCAAAGUCCAUGCAGACCCUGCAGGAUUUGCUCACCGACCUUCACGUGCUCAAGGUCACCACCGAAACCCUCAGGCAGGAUGUGGACAGGCUGAAGGACAUGUGUGAAAAGAUGCAUCCGGAAAGAAUAGAUAUCUUCUCUGAUGACUUAAAAGCGCAGAACAGGAAGAUGAACGCACUGCAGCGGGACGUGAUUUCUCUCCACAACAAGUUUCGAGCCAUCCCCCAAACCGACGAGAUGGUGCUCUGGAGCGGGCUGCAUGAGGCCAUGUUCACCUCAGAAGCUGAUCCACUCCUGCUGGAGCCGUCCGGUCUGUGGCAGACAGAGCAGCUCCCAGACGCUGCCCUGGCACAGACCUCCGAGUACCUUAAAGCUGCUCAUCCCAGUUGGGUCUCAGAGGCCAUCCGAAGCCCCCAACUCCUGCAGACCGCGUGGCAUUACGAGGUCCCAGGGCUCCUGCCGGAGGAGGAGUCUCCCCAGAAAGUUUCAGUCAGCAGUGCCCAGGAGUCAGGCCAGUCCCAGGCCCUCACACCAGGGCUCGUGUCCCAGCUUUGGCCUGCACCGGAGCCCGCACUCGGGCCCUCACCUGGGCCUGCACCGGAGCCCGCACUCGGGCCCGCACCUGGGCCUGCACCGGGGCCUGUGGUGGGGCACAGUGUGACAUCUGGGUUCGUGACAGCACCGUGGCCUGCCCCAGGUGCCCAGCUCCCGCCAUCGGGAGUCUGGCCUGUUCCCGGAGGUGGCCCCAGGCCUGGCACACAGCCUUUCUGGGGCUUACGCUUCCUGCAUCCCACUCAACCCCAGCCCUCCAGGGCCCCACUGCCCGCUACAGAGUUAGACACAGCAUGGCCUCUUCCACUGCAGCCAUUCCAGCCUCACGGGGAAGGCGCCCGCCAGCUCCCGGCUGUCGCAGAAAGCGGGGAGGAAACUGAGGCCUCCCUCCGGAGAAUGUCUCAGGAUGGGGUCCCCAAGGAUGGAGCCCAAAAGGAUAGAAAGGCAAAGGACAGAGCCCGCAAGGAUGCGGCCCCGAAGGACAGGGCCCCCAAGGAUGGGGCCCCUGGGGAAGCACAGCGUAAGGGUCCCCAGGCUGCCAUUCAGCGGAUAAGAACCGCUACAGCCAUCGCUGCUGCCGCCGCCGCAGCCUACGCAGCCGCCGCCAACUCAGCAGCCCGGGCAGCCAAGGUCGCUGCCAAGGCAGUCAAGGAUGCCCCUGCCACCAAACUGGCUACCAUAGCAACAACUAUGGCCACAUCUGGGCCCUUGGGGGUCUCUGCAGAUAUCCUGGGUGCAGGGCCUUCCCGCGGGGCCCUCGUCGAUGACGGGGAGGAGCUGGAGGAGGAGCUGGAAGAUGUGCCAAUAGAUGAUGAUAUCCUCUCUCCACCCUACUAUGCUGUCACCACUCCUGAAGUCACCCUGUCCCAGGCCAUGCUGGCAGCCAUGCUGGCGGCCAAGCAGGCCACGAGUCCUGAGGACAAGAAGAAAGCCGUCAGGUACUCCAUGAGCUGCAUGGCCCAGAUUCCUAUUCAACACGACUCCCUGAAGGAGGAGUUUGCCCAGCUGUCCUCCAGCCUGAACCAGCGCCUGACUUAUCUAGCCAAUAUGGGAAGCUCUUCCGGGCUCGGGCCCACAGUGGACAUAUUGCAGGAAAAGAUUGGCAACCUCCAGAAGUCCAGGCUACAGGGGGAGGAACUUGAGAGAGUUUGGGGCCACCAAAUAGAGAUGGUGAAGGACCACUACACCGUGCUGGACAAGGCGGUGGAGAGGCUGGAGGCUCGCCUGGAUGAGUUCAAGAUGCUCCAGGCGCAAAUCAAAGGCCUGGAAACGAGCAUGGUGAACAAGAGCGUGAUGGAGCAGGAGCUGAAAGAGAAAGCCGACAGGAGCACCCUGGCAAGCAAGGCAAACAGGGCCGAUCUGGAAACCAUGGCAACGGAGCUGAACGAGAUGAUUCAGGGCAUGCUCUUCAAGGUCUCGGCCCACGAGCACGACUGGAAGAAGACUAUGGAGCGUCUCAGGAAGGACGUGAGCACCAGGCUAGUCCACAGUGAUCUGGACUCUCUGAAGAAAGAAAUGCAAGAGAUCUGGAAAGUACUCCAGAGGCUGCUGGUUGAGGGCUUCCGAUUCGACCCUGACAGUGCCGCCGGCUUCAGGAAGAAGCUCUUCGAGCGGGUGAAGUGCAUUUCCUGCGACCGGCCGGUGGAGAUGAUGACCAGCCCACAGCUGAUCACCAUCCGCAAAGCCCAUCUGCUGUCGCGGCUGCGCCCCGCCAGCGCCAACGGCUACGAGUACCUGCAGCGGCAACAGAUGAGGGAACAGCAGCGGCUGCAGCUCCGGGACCUUAGAAUCCGGGAGAGCCUGGACUCCUGCCAGCAGGACUGGGGUGAUGGCCCCCGAAACGAUGCCAACCUGAAGCACAAGUCGUACAACCUGUCAACACUGUACCCCUACGGGGACCCUGAACUGAUCGAUUAUGACACUGCCGAGGUGGACAUCCUGGGAGUGGACGGGAUCCUGUACAAAGGCCGAAUGAACAACCAGAAUGUGGCUCAGCCCUCGGCCACCAUGGACAAGGAGCUGGCAGCUGUGAAGGUUCCGUGUCCCCCAUCUCGAAGCCUGUAUGAUCGUGCGGGCUCCAGUGCCUCGCUUGGUGCCAUCUACCCCCCCCUGUGCCCCCGCACCAGCACCUACUCAGACGUCUUGGGCUCUCACCCGAUGAUGCCAGCUCGGCCGCCUUCCCUGCCGCCUCUGCCACUGCUGCCGCCGCUGGUCCCACACCCAAGGGACCCCCAGCAAGCCCCAGGGCCUGCCAGGCCCUUGAGACCUCUGCGCCUCGAAUCCCGAGCCAGCAAACAGCCCCCUGAGGAGCCCACCAACCCAUGA
Propithecus coquereli (Coquerel's sifaka) is the source of this 3291-nucleotide messenger RNA. RefSeq names its product chromosome unknown open reading frame, human C16orf96. The coding region runs from base 1 to 3291 and encodes 1096 amino acids. The record is from RefSeq and is a predicted model, not a curated record. The transcript has 16 exons. Lineage: Eukaryota; Metazoa; Chordata; Mammalia; Primates; Indriidae.